AUGGCCACCCUCCAAUCGAUACCGCGCUUCCUCCUUCCCCGGGGCCCGCUGCUCCUGCGACCUCAAGCCCGCGCCUUCCUCCCACUGCCCUCACCCACCAGUGUCCGCCAUGCCUCCAUUACCCCCAAGGGCCUGUCAGAAGAGUUCCGGAGACGGCGAGAAGCACAGCAGCAGAGGGGAGCGCCCGUAAUACCGCAGCCCGACAAGUACCGACCGCCAUCACACAGCAAGCGAGCCCCGAACCGGAAUCUGGAGAACAAGAUCUAUGGCGCGCCCGUAUCGGAAGAAGACAAGAAGCGCAUGGCAUCCAAGAAAUACCCCAAUAUGAUGAGUCCAGAGGGCACCUUCUCACAUUGGUUCCUCCACAACCGGGCAAUUCAUCUGUGGAUCACAAUGGGCAUACUCGUCUCCCUCGCCAUAGCCGCAUGGUACAUGGACUUCAUCUCCAAGACCGUCUUCGGCCACUUGCUUCCUACACGCAAAGACUUUGUCCGCCACCCCUUCGAAUCCACCUCGCGCUUCAUUGAAGUCUACAAGAUGCACAUGGCGCAGACGUCGCAGCAGUACCAGCAGCAGAGGCUGCAGAAGGCCGAAGAGGUUGAGAAGAGGAAGCAGUUCCGAUUGGAGAGAAAGAGGGAGGCUGAGGAGAGGGGCGAGGAAUAUGUCGAGGACCCGAGGUAUUACGUUGGUGAGGAUGGUAUCAGGAGAAGGAGGGUGAAGAAGUGGUUUGGCAUCUGGGAGUGA
Molecule: messenger RNA, 744 nt
Organism: Alternaria arborescens
Lineage: Eukaryota; Fungi; Ascomycota; Dothideomycetes; Pleosporales; Pleosporaceae
Exons: 2
Coding region: 1-744 (247 amino acids)
Source: RefSeq, a predicted model, not a curated record